CAUCCAGCACCAAACGAACCAUUUGAUCAUUUACAGAUGGAUUUUAUUGAACUAACACCAAGCGAGGGAAAGAAGUACUGUCUUGUUGUGGUUGACAUGUUUUCCAAAUGGGUAGAGGCUUUUCCCUCAUCGAAACAGGAUUCUUCAGCAGUGGCAAAGGCACUUCUGGGGGAAUUCAUUCCUCGGUGGGGAAUCCCAAGAAAGAUAUCCAGUGAUAAUGGUACUCCAUUUGUAAGCGCAGCUUUAAAGAGUGUUGGUGAGUAUUUGGGUAUCGAUAUGCGACAACAUUGUGCUUACCAUCCUGCUAGUGGAGGAGCAGUGGAAAGAGAAAACGGCACAUUGAAAAACAAACUGGUCAAAUGCUGUGAGGAAACAGGGCUGACAUGGACAAAGGCAUUACCUAUUGUUUUAAUGUACAUGAGAUCUAGAGUGAGAAGUAAGAAUGGUUUGAGUCCUUAUGAGAUUCUCUUUUCACGUCCAAUGGAGACAGGAAUUGGUCCUGUUAAAAGGCAGCUUCCUCAGACCAGUCAAUGUGAAGAUGAAAUGUUGCGAUAUUGUGUAAAUCUUUCCUCUGUUCUCCUUGAUAUCCACAGGCAGGUGAAAGACGCCCUACCAAAAUCCAUAGACGGUGAACUGCAUGAUUUGAAACCAGGAGACUGGAUUGUGGUGAAGGACCUGAGGAGGAAAAGCUGGAGAGCACGCCGGUGGAACGGGCCCUAUCAAGUUCUUCUCACCACGCAGACGGCAGUGAAGGUCGCAGAGAGGGCAACCUGGGUACAUGCAAGCCAUUGCAAGAGGGUACCUGAGCCAGGAGAGGAUUCUUCAGGACAGAACGUGCGUUGAUGUCAGCAGGUGGUGUUUCCAGCCUUCGAUUGUUUCAUGCCCGCAAGGAAAGGGGUGUGGAAACCAUUAGAGUUACAAGUCUCUAAAAUUCAGUGACACACUGAUUAAGAGGGUUGCAAGAGGAACACUGCUGAUACUCAAUGGCGCCGACGGACAAACAGUGGCAUCUGAUGGGGCGGGCGGUGCGCAGUUGGAAGGAAGGGAAGUGCUCCCUGUUCUUGCUGACUGUCAUCUUCGUCCUACCACUGCUGCUGUGGAAAACAAGCCAAAACAACUCGAGCAUAAAAGAAAUAACCAAAAGAGAACUUUCGUUUGACCCCUAUGAUGAACAGAUAAAACCUGAAAAUAAUGCAUGGUAUGAGACCAUGAAGGUAAUCGCUAGAAAAAUCACUAAUGAGAGCUGUUAUGUCUGUGCACAACUUCCUCAUGGUGUGGGUACUACUCUCCCACUUAAGACCAUCCCACUAAACACCUCAGAGACAUUAGGAGUACUGAUAGCUUUCACUCAGGGGCUUUCACUAAAGAACAGGACUGUGCGAGACAUGAAUAGUAAACUUAAACUACUGAAUAUCAGUGUAGUUAAUUAUGGGGGUUCCACAGCUCGAUUCUGGGACAUGUCUUUGGUGGCAGAUCAGGAAAUUCACCAACCUGUGAUGACAAUAAACCCCACCGGACAGUUAGGCACUGUUUGUUUUACUAGACAAUGUUUUAUGGCUGAGGAUCACUAUCUGGGAACUUCACCAUGUAAGCAAAAAGUUAUAGCUACUUGUGGUUUGAGAUGGGAUCGGGAACCAUCAGAAACAUGUAGAGGUAACGUGCCAUUUGUUGCUCAGUUAAAUUUAACUAAUACCAUCAGUUUAAACAGACCAGGUCAUGACAACCCGGUUGUUAGUAUGCCUUCUAGUGAUGGGUAUGGGUCUCUGAGGGAACAUGUGUGGGUGUGUGGGAAAUAUGUUUACCAGUCACUCCGACCGGGGUGGUGUGGGACUUGUUAUAUUGCCAGACUAGUACCUUCUGUUACCUUGUCACCUAACCUCACCCACUUCCAUACAGAUUAUCCUCACUAUUAUGUGCCAUCCAGACAUAAGCGUUCCACAGUAAGAGUGUCUCCAGGAGAAAAAGGAUUCGGAGGGUUCUUACCUUGGUGGGGAACUGUGAACAACGCACACAAGAUAGAUGAGAUUGCUAUGGAACUGGAGAAUCUAACAGCCCUAGUGGGGGAAGGUUUCUUAUCUCUGUCUCCCAGUAUUCAGGGUAUCAGGAAUGUGGCUUUGCAGAACAGAGUGGCUUUGGAUUUAAUGCUCGCAAGUCAAGGGGGUGUUUGCCACAUAAUUGGGACCGAUUGCUGCACAUACAUACCUGACAUUUCUGAUAAUAUGACGCAUAUAGUUUCCCAUUUGAAUGAUCUAUUGUUCGAGGAGAAAAGCAAAGACUCUCAAAUUCCUGAAGGAUGGAAUUGGGGAUCAUGGUUUACUCUAACGGGUUGGAAAAAUGUAUUGUUGAAAUUUUUGACGCCUAUUCUGAUUUCAUUUUGUGUAUUAGUGUUGUUUGCAUGUUUUAUUGUUCCUUGUGUUAAGACUAUGGUAACUUCCCUCAUUAAGUCUACGAUUGGGCAAUAUGUUCAACUUCCUGAAACUAAUCAAUCCUGGACGCUUCCCUUCCAGGAUGAUGAGAUGAUUUAAAAUUGUAUAGAGGAUGUUGAGCCUUAAGGUCUCAAAGGGGGGAGAUUGUGGUGGAAAUUUUAACAUUUGGGCAUUGAUUGAUGGAAGGAACUACUUUGAUGUAUAGAAAUAUGAGCAAAUGGAUUCUCUUAGUUAUCAGGGUGUUUCUCAAAGUAACUGAUGUUAUAUGACUUCCUCACUUACAGGGUCACCUAACAAAGAGGUCACAGGAAAGGGGAUGUGAGGGGGUUGUAAAAUGUUGAUAAGAGAUGCUUGUAAACAGAUGUUCACUCAAGGAGCCUGAGACCGAGGAGAAGACAGGAUACUGAUCACCUAUUUGUAAAGAUCAAAGAGGUUAAUUGAUAAACAUGUGUUCCUCUCACAGGAGGAGCUUGUGAAGGUUUAAAACUGCUGUGUCUUCUGUAUGUCAUUGCUCAUUGUAUGAAAUCUUUGCCGUGAUUUGUACUGUGAUGCCCAUCUGCAGAUGUAGAAUUAAAACUCCAGGAAGAACA
Messenger RNA from Limanda limanda (common dab), 3016 nucleotides. RefSeq lists its product as uncharacterized. Bases 984 to 2525 code for a protein of 513 amino acids. NCBI's taxonomy places the organism in Eukaryota, Metazoa, Chordata, Actinopteri, Pleuronectiformes, Pleuronectidae. The record is from RefSeq and is a predicted model, not a curated record. The transcript has a single exon.